This is a messenger RNA of Folsomia candida, 1398 nucleotides long. RefSeq lists its product as uncharacterized. The transcript is spliced from 9 exons. NCBI's taxonomy places the organism in Eukaryota, Metazoa, Arthropoda, Collembola, Entomobryomorpha, Isotomidae. Bases 226 to 1389 code for a protein of 387 amino acids. The record is from RefSeq and is a predicted model, not a curated record.
AGCAGUGAAGUGAUUAUUUUAAUUGGCUACAAAUAUCAAAACCUUCGAUCGCUUUUUACUGAACCGUGCUCGUCAAAACUUAUUCAGAUUUUUGUUGCUGGUGAACCAGACUACGAACUCAGCAAAAUUUCCACAACGGAUAUUUUGUACAAGUGCCAGGUGUUUCCCACUUCCGGUGGAUCGGCCGUUUUCCCAUUGAUUCAUCAAUUUUGAAGGUUACCCAGAAUGUUCUAUAUUGUGGAGAUGACGGAUGCCGGAACUGCCUGGGUGGCGAUUGUACCAAGGUCUUACUUCCAUGAAGGGAAGUCGGCUUGGCCAAAAGGAAAAGAUGCAGCCACAAUUGUCAAGUCAGGGAAGCCUCCUAAACAAACUUAUCCAAGAUAUGAUGCAAGAAUCCUGCAUGCUUAUGAAACUUAUGAUGAGGCUCGUAAAAAAAUAGUUGCUGCUGAACAAACGUCGGAUUUAUCAGGCGCUGAAAAUAAUGACCUACCAAAUAAGAGAGCGAGAAUCCGACAACCACCAAUGCCAGUUGGAAGUGACGGAGAUAGUGACGAUUCUGAGAACGAGAGAGUUGUUAAAAAAGCUAAAGUUGUUCGGCCAAUUGGAUCCUCAAAUGUAAAUUCAGCCGACAUGUCCACUCUCCCUCCGAUGCCAUUACUAAAUCUACCAGAAGCUGAACAUAUCGGUCCUGACGCCGAUCUACCGGCAGGAGGACAAACGAGUUCUUUUGGAGAUGGGGGUGGCACCUCGUCACUUUUAAAUGAAGAUACGCCACCAGCCAUCAAUACAGUUGUUCCUGCACCUUUGCGAGUGGACGUAGAAUAUAAUCAAGUUUCCCAUAAUGCAAUUGGAGGACUGGAGUGGACGAUUUCUGACACGUCAACACCCAUUUUCGUUACAAAUAUUCAGGCUGAACAAUGGAAUAAGUUGCUUCAAGAUGUCUCCAACAUCAAAAUCACGUUAAAUAACAUCGAUAAGAAGCUGGACAAUAUCCUAACCAAAGAUUCUGCUCCAAAGGGCCCACCAAUAAUUAAGAAUCCUUUUGAGAAAUUGGAUGAGUUUACUACCUUUGACGAGUCCUUACUUAAUAAUGAUGAGUUGCAGUUAAAAUUGAAAUGCCAUUUAGUAUGUGGAGUAGGGGGUAAGGUUCCUGAAGUCGUCAGUGGAAUGCUGAAAAAGUUAUUUACCGAUAAACUGGCCCUUGACAUUAGUCUCAAAGGAUACAAGGGAAAUUACAAUUUCUCAGCCACGGUUAGCUUCAAAGUGAUGUCGGAUUCAGCGAUGGAUAAAAUUCCUGACGUGACCGAGAAGGAAAUUUCUAAAGCUAUGAUUUCGUGGUUCCAGCACGCCAGUGAUCGACUCAAAACAAAAAAGAAUAGUUCAGCGUAAAUUUGUUUA